Molecule: messenger RNA, 1808 nt
Organism: Tupaia belangeri chinensis (Chinese tree shrew)
Lineage: Eukaryota; Metazoa; Chordata; Mammalia; Scandentia; Tupaiidae
Gene: BSPRY
Product: B-box and SPRY domain containing
Exons: 6
Molecular function (GO): protein binding
Source: RefSeq, a predicted model, not a curated record
UGCGCGGGGCAGGACGGCCGCUGCCGGGGGCACCGCAUCCGCCGGGCGGAGGAGUGCGCCGAGGAGCUUCGGAACAAGAUUGUGGACCAGUGUGAGAGGCUGCAGCUACAGAGUGCUGGCAUCACCAAGUAUGUAGCUGAGGUCCUGCCAGGGAAGAACCAGAGAGCAGUGAACAUGGCUAGUGCAGCGAGGGAACUGGUGAUCCAGCGGUUGGGUCUGGUGAGGAGUCUGUGUGAGAGCGAGGAGCAGCGGUUACUGGAACAGGUGCAUGGAGAAGAGGAGCGGGCCCACCAGAGCAACUUGACACAGCAGGUCCACUGGGCCGAGGCACUGAAGAAGCUCGACAGCAUCCGCACCAGCCUGGUGGGCAUGCUCACCCAUCUGGAUGACCUCCAGCUGAUUCAGAAGGAACAGGAGAUUUUCGAGAGGUCCGAGGAAGCAGAGGGCAUUUUGGAUCCUCAAGAGUCAGAAAAGUUAAACUUUAAUGAGAAGUGCACUCAGAGUCCCCUACUGACCCGACUCUGGGCGACAGCCGUUCUCGGAUCCCUCUCAGGCACAGAGGAUGUGCGUAUUGACGAGAGGACCGUCAGCCCCUUUCUGCAAUUGUCAGAUGAUCGAAGGACCCUGACCUUCAGCGCCAAGAAGUCCAAAGCUUGUGCGGAUGGCCCAGAGCGCUUUGACCACUGGCCCAAUGCCCUGGCUGCCACCUCCUUCCAGGCUGGGCUCCAUGCCUGGAUGGUGAACGUCCAGAACAGCUGUGCCUAUAAGGUGGGCGUGGCCUUGGGCCAGCUGCCCCGCAAGGGUUCUGGCAAUGACUGCCGCCUGGGCCACAACACUUUCUCCUGGGUCUUCUCUCGCUAUGACCAGGAGUUCCGUUUCUCACACAACGGGCAGCACGAGCCCCUGGGGCUGCUGCGGUGCCCAGCCCAGGUGGGCGUGGUGCUGGACCUGCAGGCCCAGGAGCUGCUCUUCUAUGAGCCGGCCUCAAGCACAGUGCUCUUCACCUACCACGCGUCCUUCCCUGGGCCCCUCUUCCCAGUCUUUGCUGUGGCCGACCAAACCAUUUCCAUCAUGCACUGAUCUCUGGCCCAGGUCCACUUACCCACCUUCCUCUCAGGCCAUGUUUCUACCCAGUGCCCUGUCCCCAAAUGAAGGCUUUCUAAGACAAAUAGGGCCAUGCCCAAAGUUUCAGAUAUGGGUACCAGGUAUCUCUGGGGAACUGCUACUCCAAGGCCUUAGUCUCCUAGUUCCAUGAGACAUCUGCCCCACUGAUGGUGUCUUGUCCACUGUUUAAUCUCUGGCAUACAGCACACAGCUUGGUGCAUGGUGAGUGCGCAAUAGAUACUUGAUGUAUGGGUGGAUGAGUGGGUAGAUGAUUUGGAUGGGUGGGUAUAUAUUUAGAUUGUCGGGUGGACAGAUGGACGAAUGAAUAGAUAAAUGACAGGUAGAUGAUGAGAUGGAUGGCUGGGUAGAUGUUUGGAUGGUUGGGUGGUGGAUGACUAGGUGAAUGUGUGGGUAGAUGAUUGGAUGGGUGGAUGAGUGGAUGAGUGGAUGGAGGGGUGCACAGGCUGGCUGUAUGUAGUUUUCUGUGGGGAAACGCUGCCUUUGAGCCCUUUGCCUCCAGCUUCACAUGAGUAGAAGUGGUUCUCUGGCAGAGAGGCCUGUGGUUGAAACUUCUCCAUCUUUUUUCAUGAUGUGGCAUAAGAGCAAUUAUUUUUCUAGUGUACAGGGACAACCUGGAAGGGAUUUCUUUCUUUUUUUUUCCCAGAGGUUUUUGCUAUAGAGCAUGUAUGCUCACCUGAGAGACA